This is a messenger RNA of Anopheles stephensi (Asian malaria mosquito), 1983 nucleotides long. RefSeq names its product N-acetylglucosamine-6-phosphate deacetylase. Gene Ontology annotation, molecular function: N-acetylglucosamine-6-phosphate deacetylase activity. The record is from RefSeq and is a predicted model, not a curated record. Gene Ontology annotation, biological process: N-acetylglucosamine catabolic process. Bases 682 to 1926 code for a protein of 414 amino acids. NCBI's taxonomy places the organism in Eukaryota, Metazoa, Arthropoda, Insecta, Diptera, Culicidae. The transcript is spliced from 5 exons.
GCCCCAUCAAAACAAAUCAAAACCACGGCAAAUGUAGAUAAGAUAGAUUUCUAAACAAGAUCAUCUUUAGCGUUGUUUAUUGGACGUUAUCAGUGCGCGCCACAUAAAGCAACAUAAACCAAAUAACCACAAAUUAGAUCAAACUGUGGUUUAGCGCGAGUGGUAGUACGAUCAGCUGUGUAAUGAUAAGCUGCAACUGUUAUCUGACCAACCAAAAACAUGUAAAUCCCAAGUCCAGAUGAUCGGUGGUGGCUUUACGGCCAAGCGUAGUAGCGUUCUUGAGAUAGGAGGGGAUUAAAGCAUCAUCCAGCUCACUCACCAUAAGGAAACACAACUGCACCGUGCGUGUUUGGCCUUGUGCGCGAGCUCGGUUUUAUAAAGGAGUAUAUCAUGCGAAAAUGGUUAUCGCACUCAGUUACCAACACCAGGCAAGUCUGAGAAGGUCGUCCGAUUUGUGAGGAUCGUAUGCGUACUUCAUAAGGUUCUUGGGUGCUCUGUAGUGCAGUCGAUUGUCGGUGAUCAGUUGAGCGUUGGAGCGGCAAGGGCGAGAUAGUGCCGAAAAAGUGGUUCCACACCAUUUCGAUUGAUUGCUCUCAAUUGAUGUGAUCUUGACCGCUGUGAUACGACGGUGGACAUUGGUUUGUGUGUAGUGUGUAGCGCGAGUCACCCAGCUCGAACGCCAUGUCAUCCGCCACAGUAACCCUGACGGAAACGGAUAAGAGGCUGACCCAGUUUCGGAACUGCCGCGUACUACGCAACCAUCGACUGGUGCAGGACGAUGUUUGGGUGCGUGGUGGCAAGAUCAUCGAUCCGGAGAAGGUGUUUUUCGACGAAAAGCGUCGAGCGGAUGUGCAAAUCGAUUGCCACGGAUCUAUCGUUGCGCCCGGGUUUAUCGAUCUGCAGAUCAAUGGUGGAUACGGUGUCGACUUUUCGUUCGAUGUUGAAACCGUCGAGGAGGGUGUGCUGAAGGUGGCCAAAGGACUUUUGGCUCACGGCGUUACUUCGUUCUGUCCAACCCUGGUUACCUCGCCACCGGAGACGUACCAUUCCGUUUUGCCUCGAAUUCCUAGGACGGCUGGUGGACGACAUGGAGCCACCGUGCUGGGGUGCCACGUUGAGGGACCGUUCAUCAAUACCAACAAGAAGGGAGCCCAUCCACCAGAGUGCAUUAAAGAGUUUGACCAGGGUAUCGCGACGGUGCGUGAGGUUUACGGUUCGAUGGACAACGUGCAGAUAAUAACGCUCGCACCGGAGAAGGUCGGUGCCUCGGAAGUGAUACAGGAACUGAGCAACAAUGGCAUCACGGUUUCGGUGGGUCACUCGAUGGCCAAUCUGAGCGAUGGAGAGAUUGCGGUUCGCCAUGGUGCAAGGCUCAUCACACACCUGUUCAACGCAAUGCUACCGUUCCAUCAUCGUGAUCCCGGCCUGGUUGGGUUGCUGACAACAGACAACAUUCCGCACGAUGCGCUCGUGUACUUUGGCAUUAUUUCGGACGGAGUGCAUACGCAUCCGGCCGCUUUGCGUAUUGCGUACAAAACACAUCCGAACGGAUUGAUCCUGGUGACGGAUGCCAUAUCGGCCAUGGGGCUAGCCGAAGGACGACAUCGCAUCGGACAGAUGGAGAUGGAAAUUCGUGCGGGCCGAGCGUAUGUGGCCGGAACCAACACACUGUGCGGUAGUAUUGCACCGAUGGAUGAGUGUAUUCGAUUCUUCAAGAAGGCUUCCAAUUGCUCAAUCGAAUACGCUUUGGAGGCCGCAUCCCUUCAUCCGGCCCGUUGUUUGGGUAUAGAGAAGCGCAAAGGAACGCUGGAUUACGGUGCGGAUGCGGAUUUCGUACUGCUGGAUGAUCAACUGAACGUGCAAUCGACAUGGAUUGCGGGAGAGUGUGUGUACCAAGGAAAGGACAUUGUAUCAAAUGCUUUGUAGUAAAAACAAGUGCCAGUCUUAAAUAAAAUCAAAUGCAUAUUUUACAACAAUUUAAAA